AUGAUCAAACAGUGGUUAUUGCUGACCGCUGGAAUAAUCGGUGGUAAAGGCCAAGGAAAUGGAUCACAUCAAUUGUAUUGGCCAACUGAUGUAUUACUUGACAACGAGACGGAUAGUCUCAUUAUUUGCGAUUGGGGGAAUGACAGAAUUGUACGAUGGUCUCGUCGUAGUGGUACAACACAAGAUGAAAUACUCAUCAACAACAUCGAUUGUUGGGGAUUAGCAAUGGAUGAACAGAGAUAUCUCUACGUCACUGACCGCGGAAAACAUGAAGUAAGACGACAUCAAUUGGGUGAGAAGAAUGGCACUCUCGUAGCUGGUGGUAACGGCAAAGGCGAUGGACUCAGUCAACUCAACGUGCCGGCAUAUCUCUUUGUCGAUCGAGAUCAUUCAGUGUACGUAUCAGACUGGAACAAUCAUCGUGUGAUGAAAUGGGUGGAAGGUGCGAAAGAAGGUAUUGUGGUCGCUGGAGGACAAGGCAAAGGGAAUGCUCUGACACAAUUGUCUGAUCCUAAUGGAAUCUUCGUUGAUACGUUGGGUACACUCUAUGUAGCAGACCAGGGGAAUCAUCGUGUAAUGCGUUGGACUCAAGGAGCGAAACAAGGCACUGUAAUUGUGGGUGGAAAUGGUGAAGGAAAACGAGCAAAUCAGUUCAACUAUCCCGUUGGUUUGUCUUUCAAUCGACAAGGUAAUCUCUAUGUCGCCGAUAGUAAUAAUAAUCGUGUUCAACGAUUUUCUAUCGAAUAA
This is a messenger RNA of Rotaria socialis, 747 nucleotides long. The record is from the annotation of a GenBank genome assembly. NCBI's taxonomy places the organism in Eukaryota, Metazoa, Rotifera, Eurotatoria, Philodinida, Philodinidae.